AGAUACGAGAAAGCGUCGCCCCAUCGUCGCUACGGAGAGAGGGACGGUUCCGUGUAGUUAACAGACUCUUCUGUGUACACACUUAGGACAACUUACUAUUAUGGCAGUCUGUGGGAAAGGCUUCUCGGUCGCUUCGACAACGACUCUACCAACUUAUAACGUUUGUAUAUCCACGCUUCUGUGCUACUAAUGCAUUGGUCUACUUUGGUAUGACAGAUAAAGAUUAGUUAGCAUGCUAGCGAGCUAGCCACACUGCCUCAGCCUCACACAGCGACCACACUUGCCAGUGACAGUGUGGCUGCAGGUUCCUAGCAGAAAUGGGCAAACUACAGAGCAAGUUUCGCAAGAGGUCUGACAUCUACAGGGAGUCUCCAGGGGAGAAGGCUGAUCAUUUUGACAGUCAGGUGGUGCAGUAUGAACCUGCUCAUCAAGGGUCCAUAAACACUGUCACCAAUCUCAGCCCAGAGCUGUGUGUUUCUGGUGGGACUGACCAGGCUGUGGUGGUGUAUGACUGGAAACAAGGCCGAAUGUGUCAGUCCUUCCAGGGUCACAACCGAGAAGUUACCAAGGUGAUGUGUUAUCCGGGAAGUACAUGGAUCUUUAGUGCCUCACGGGAUAAGACGGUUCUGAUGUGGGACCUAAACCAGGGGGACGAACCUAUUCAAGAAUUUUGUGGGCACGAGUUGGUGGUCAAUGGACUAGCAAUCAGCCCUGAUGGGAGAAAGCUGUGCACCGGUUCUCGUGACAACUGGAUGUGCCUGUGGGAUAUAGAAUCCUCUAAAUGUGAACAGAGACACAACAUUUCCAGAAACCUGGUUACUCAUGUGUGUUGGGUGCCAGGCAGCUCCGCUGUAGUCCAGACCUCUGAGGAUAAGACCAUAAGGGUGUGGGACAGCCGUGCAUGGCAGGUGACCAAUACUUUUCCAGCCAAGCAAUACAUCCAGACCCACUGUGACGUUUCUCCAAAUGGAAACUAUCUGGUGUCCAGCAGCAAUGGCUUUGGAGGCCAAGGCUGUGAAGCUACGCUUUGGGACCUGCGUCAGCCUGGCUGUAAAGUUGUGGAGUACAGAGGCCAUCUGCAGACCACAGCCUGCUGUAUGUUUCUGCCUGUUCCUCCUAGUGGUACAGCUUGGGUAGCCACAUCCUCCCAUGACGGCUCUGUCAAAAUCUGGGAUCAAAACACAGCAGUCUGUUUAGGGACAUUGUCUCUGGAUGCUGCUGGUCCACUGGUUUCUCUGGCUCCCAGUGACUCGAACAAUCUACUGUGUGCCAGCUUCAACUCUGGCCUCCACCAUAUCCAGGUGGACCAGGGAUCAAACCAGGCUCAGGGUUCCGGGGCAGGUUCAGGUGGAGCUGGCGGCCUUGACAUAAAAGUUUUGGCACGCUUCUGACAGCCCAGAAGAACCUGGUGUGACUCGUAACCAUGACAUAUGAACAGCCAGUGACUCAUGUCACUUCCUUUUUUGUUUUGUUUUUUUAUAAUUUUACACAUUUCUAGAGACAUUUUGCUUUACUAGACUGCCAUACAGUAAAGAAUGACAGAGGAGAUCAGUGAGACAAAGAGGGGAUGAUAGUGACGAGUGUGGAGGAUGCACCUGUUGUCCAGCCAGAGCCACCUGGAUGUCCAUCACAGCUACUCUUUUCAGAGACAGGUCUGUGAGUCACAUUCUCCAUUAAUUGAUGACACUAAACACUAAAAUGAUCCUGCUUGGAUUGCUGCCUUCUUGGACCAAGCCAGAAUAACUGGGGCUUACUGUCAGUUUUAUACACUACUUCAGCUCAGCUGGAGUUGAUGUGAUGCUUCAUGCGCAUGUUGUAUUGCUUUUAUUGGUGAUACUGACUACAUGUUUGGAGGACAUCGUAAUGCGGCAUGGGUGGUGUUGGUAAUUAGGAAGUACACUAUUUAGAGCAAGAAAAGCCACUAUUUAGUCUGGUGUAUCUUCUCCUGAGUCUGACGGAGAACUGGAAGCCAAGUAGAAUAUCAUACUACGAGUAUGUAAUUAGGGUUUUUUUCUGCAUAAGAUUUAGUGAGUGCAAUCAGACUUGCUGUCUUGUUUGUGAAACACUUUGUGGCAAGUUAUUUUUGUCACCAAAACCGUAAUGAGGAACACGCAUAUGUUGAUGUUGUGUGAACGAAGUAAACUUUGAUUAGUUUGUACUGUAGCUUUAACCUGUGUUAGACCAAACAAAUACCUAAGACACAACACUGUAUAAACAUGCUUUGUUUUUAGGUAGAAUUAUAUCGAUAAAGGUUUUUAAAGAUACAGAUUCUGAUAUUUUUUGAACUGAAGCUGCCUAUAGCUGAAGCUUGGUGGCAAUAUCCAAUGUAUCUAAAUUUGAAAAUUACUAUGCAAAAUACAGGGGUUAUUCCCUUUUUAUUAAUAACAUAUAAUUUGAAUUAACAAAUGGGAAUAAAAGAUAUAGAAAACGGAAAAGAAAGCUGCUCUGCAUCUACAAAAAAACUGCUACAACUUAGUUAAUUAUUGUUUGAUCAACAUUGAUUGACUAUUAACAACAAAUAUUGACAUUUAACAUUCUGUGCUAUUAACAACAGAUAUUGAACUUCUCUGUUUGAAUUAACAAUCCAGCCAACGAAUGCUAAUGUUAAUAUUAGCAGCCUUAAGUGGUUGAAUUUGGCCGCAUUACAUUCCUACCUGAACUGAACUGUCAGGAGUUAAACCACUCAUUUCAAGGGUAAGUUAAACGAUGAUUACUUUGCCAGUUUCAGCAGCUCACAAAUGACUUAAUUUACCUUUUUAUUUGUAGAUAUCCAGGUGACCAUCUCUCCCAAAGACAGUAGUUGCUAUAUCAUUCAAUUCCUUUUGUUUGCAAAUAAAGGAACAAAAUGGACAGCUCAGGAGGUGGAUCAAAGUAAUCAGUUUAACAGUAAUGUCCUCUCAGGUGAUUCCAAAUGCACUUAAAUGGAUAUUAAUUUGAAGGUUUAUGUUGGUUUAGUACCUACUGAACAUUUGUUUGUUCCAGGCAUACGUCGGUUAGACCACCGGUUACAGUGAAAACUUAAGAGCUGCAAUAAGAAAACUCCACAUUCAGUAAUAAAUUAUUUUUCUAAACGUUUGGGAACACUACAAGCAGUAGAGAACCAAAGAUGAUCAGACAUUUAAUUUUGUGUGAAGUUUGUAUUUGACACUCUACACAUCACCAGUUGGUUUAAUUGUAUCGAUCAAGAAAAUAGAAAAAUUUGACUAUUGCCCAGUCCAGUUUCCAGUAAACAAUUUUACACUUGAAAGCUGCUGUGCACAAUGUAAACCAUUACCAGCCACUUUCCAGUUUUUACUGGGUUGUUUUGCUCAGGGGCACCAUCUAUCUGAGCACACUUUCUUAUCUAUUAAGAGGAUCAGCUAAUAUUACCAAGAGGCUAUACUUUAUUUUUUUAUUAUUUAUAUAUAUAUAUAAAAAAAAAUGCCUUUUGAAGGUAUUUUCAAUUUAUACGUACUAUUUAGAACGACUCAUGGCACAGCAGAUACUCGGUCAUUUAUUUAUUGAAUUUCCUUUUUCAUCUUCAUUCCAAAACCACCAUGGGCUUUGAGGAAACACCAAAGAUGUAUCAGUGCCACCUAGUGCCAGAAAUGUCCUUGUUGAAAAUGGUCAUCAAAUAAUGUUAGUACUACAAAAUAAACUAAUGUAUUUAAAGUGAUUCAUCCAAUAAAAAGAAAACCUAAUGGACA
Micropterus dolomieu (smallmouth bass) is the source of this 3686-nucleotide messenger RNA. RefSeq names its product WD repeat domain 31 (gene wdr31). The transcript has 10 exons. The record is from RefSeq and is a predicted model, not a curated record. Gene Ontology annotation, molecular function: protein binding. Lineage: Eukaryota; Metazoa; Chordata; Actinopteri; Centrarchiformes; Centrarchidae. Bases 318 to 1391 code for a protein of 357 amino acids.